AUGGCCAGGUCCGAGACUAUCCCUCUGGAGGAGAUGGUGAGCAUCCUGGACCAAUGCGGGCCAGCUCUGACAUAUGUCCUGCAAAGCAAGUUUGGAUGUACUGCUGUGCUCCAUGGUGUUGAUGCCGGUGCAGGUACAAGGAAGUUCAAGAUGCCAGGUGAGGAAAGGUUUUCUACCCAGCUGUCAAAGGGCCUCAAAGUAUCAGUAAGGAAAGAUGACUUUACCACUCAUAAAGCAGAUGCUGUGAUCAAUUCUGCCAAUGUGAAUCUCCACCAUGUGGGAGGUCUCGCCAGGGCGCUGUGUGAUGCCGGAGGCCCGGAUAUCCAGCGAGAGAGUGACCAGUACACAAAGCUUUACGGAAAGUUGUCAACGGGAGAUGCCAUCGUUGCCGAACCUGGACGCUUACCGUGCAAGAAGAUCAUUCAUGCUGUGGGUCCAUGCCUUCCAUACAAACCAAUGCAAUAUAAUAUUGAUGAUGCUGUGCCAGAACUCACAAAGACUGUAAUAAGCAUUCUAAAGAUGGUAAAUCAAGAGAAGCUGCAGUUUGUGGCCAUCAGUUCUGGCCUGUUCAACUUUCCCUUGCCUCUCUGUGCAGACGUCAUUGUUAAAACACUGAAAGAGUACCAUGAUCGGGAUUAUUAG
Coregonus clupeaformis (lake whitefish) is the source of this 642-nucleotide messenger RNA. RefSeq names its product protein mono-ADP-ribosyltransferase PARP9-like. Gene Ontology annotation, molecular function: ubiquitin-like protein ligase binding; transcription corepressor activity. The coding region runs from base 1 to 642 and encodes 213 amino acids. The transcript has a single exon. The record is from RefSeq and is a predicted model, not a curated record. Gene Ontology annotation, biological process: negative regulation of gene expression; positive regulation of type II interferon-mediated signaling pathway. NCBI's taxonomy places the organism in Eukaryota, Metazoa, Chordata, Actinopteri, Salmoniformes, Salmonidae. Gene Ontology annotation, cellular component: cytoplasm; nucleus.